Phoenix dactylifera (date palm) is the source of this 2589-nucleotide messenger RNA. The record is from RefSeq and is a predicted model, not a curated record. Lineage: Eukaryota; Viridiplantae; Streptophyta; Magnoliopsida; Arecales; Arecaceae.
AUGGGGGUUGGGGAGUCCGGUGCCUGUAGCGGGCAGGUGAAUCCAGCCGGCAACCCCAAAGCUUCUUCACAGGGUCUUUUGGGCCAUUUGGCACGAGAGAAGGGUGGUUCUUCUAGUUCGGUGACAAAACUGGGAGCGGGGAAACAAGUCGCCAGUGAAUCAAGUUUCAUCAAUGCUGCGGGCGGCACCAAGACUGAACCAGGAGGGGGGAUGAUGGAGGGCCCUGUGGCAAAUGGAGAAGAGGGGGGGAGGCCUUUCUUAUAUGAGAGGAAGGUCAAGGAGUUCCAAGACUUUCUGACAUUGAGUGGAUUGAUUGACAUGGGAUUUUCAGGCUCUAAGUUUACAUGGUGCAACAAUCAGCAAGGCCAAGCUAGAGUAUGGGAGAGACUUGAUAGAGCCUGCGCGACCGCUGGGUGGAUUCAGUCCUUUCCGGAUCAUCAUGUGAGCCAUCUGCCCAGGAUUGCGUCGGAGCACAACCCAUUACUGGUGAGUACAGAUUCUUAUAUUCCAGUUCAUUCCUCCUUCAGAUUUGAGAAAAUUUGGCUCUGUUAUCCGCGGUCGUGGGAGAUGGUGAGGGAGGCAUGGAGUGCACCAGUGAGAGGAGAUGCUAUGUAUCGGGUGUCCCGUAGAUUGGAGUUAAUGAGGAGACGAUUGAGGAGGUGGAAUCGUGAGGAGGUGAGAGAUAUUUUCAGGAGGAUAGAGGAGUCAGAGGAGGCUAUAGCCAGGUUACAGACCCAGGAGGACCAGAGGGGGGGCCUAGCGGAUGAGGAGUUGGGGGACCUUAGAUCUUUAUUGGCUUUGCAUGACGGUCUCCUUAGACAACAGGAGACAUUCUGGAGACAGAAAUUGAGGAUACAGUGGAUUGUGGAGGGGGAUAGAAACACUAGGUUUUUUCACCAGGCGACAGUUAUCAGGAGGCACCAGAACAUGAUCAGAGUCCUCCGGGAUGAGGAGGGGCAGCUGUCGGAGGACCCGGAGAUGAUUCAGAGGAUUAUGGAGAGCUUUUUUAGGGCCAGGUGGACAGAGCAGUCUACUGAUGGGAGUCUAGCAGUUAUACCUUCGCCUGUGGGCGGGGUGUUAGAGGAGGAGACAGCAGCAUUGAUCAGAUCGGUGUCGGAGAGGGAGAUCAGAGACGCGGUGAGGUCCCUUAAGAGGGACAAGGCCCCAGGGCCGGAUGGCUUCCCACCCUUGUUUUUUCAGAGAUACUGGAUGAUAGUUGGGCGAGAUGUGACGACAGCCAUACAGCAGUUCUUCAGCACAGCAGUGAUGGCAGCAGACUGGCAGAGAACUUUCAUCACCUUGAAACUGAAGCGGCAGGAUGCUACGGAGCCGAGUCACUUUCGUCUGAUUAGCCUUUGUACGACCUUGUACAAGGCUAUAGCGAGGAUUCUUGCCGUUAGGUUGAGGGAGGGCUCCGAUGAGAAAGAGUUUGAUGGGAUCAAGCUUGAUAUGGAGAGGGCCUAUGAUAGGGUGAGGUGGGAUUUUUUGCAGCAGUCCUUGCAGGUGUUCGGAUUUCAUGAGACUUGGAUCAGAUCCCUACAGCAGGCAGUGGCUGCUCAGGAGAUGGAGGUUUACAGACCGAUGGUGGGGGCUACCUCGAUCUCCCACUUGCUUUUUGCUGAUGACUGUUUGCUUCUUGCCAGGUCGUCGCGUCAGGUGGCCCGGCGGGUCAAUCUGACCAAGUCAGCUGUUACUUUUAGCCCGAAGACUAAGGAGGCGGUGAGGCCCUCUAUAUUGGAGAUCCUGGGAGUGGGAGCGCAGGAGGGUAUGAUGACAUACUUGGGGGUCCCACUUUCGGGCCAGCGGUUACGGCGUAGGGAUUGUACUUUCCUGAAGCUCAGUAUCAGGCGCAGAUUGGAGGGUUGGCAGAUGCAUUCACUAUCUAUGAUGGGUAGGAUCACUCUGGUUCGUUCAGUUCUUACCUCAGUUCCUAUAUACCUGCUUACCAAUGCCAUUAUUCCAGUUAUAGUUCUAAGGUCCCUGGAGCAGUUAUUCAGGAAUUUUAUCUGGGGAAGGUGCAGUAGUAGGGGUGGGGUCCACUUGAUGGCUUGGGAUGUUGUGUGCCUGCUGACUAGUCUUGGAGGUUUGGGGGUGCAGUCCCUCGUAGCGAGGCGGAAGGCCUUAGCGGCUAGACAUGCGGUGAGAUUUGUACUCGAGCCCGAGAGUAUGUGGUCCUCAUUGAUGAGGGCCAAGUAUGGCGCCUUGGUCCCCAGGGUGCGAGUUGGUCGGCACCACUCUCCGGUCUGGAGGGAGAUGUGUGCUAGAGCCAUAGUGGUGCUUUCGGAGAUCAGAUGGAUCAUAGGUGACGGUCGUUCUAUUGAUGUGCUGGAGGACAGCUGGGCGACGGAGUUGCCUAUUUGUCGCUUGCCGACCAUGGUGGAUUCGGCGAGAUUAGCGGGCUGCAGAGUCAAUGAGUUGUUGACUUUAGAGGGGGGACGGUGGAGGGAGGAGUUGAUCCGGGAGGUUUUUGGGGAGCAGUUGGCGGAGUCGGUUUUGUCUCUUCCAGUUUCCUCUGGGGGAGGGGCUGACAGACAGUGUGGUUGCUGUCGGGACGGUCGCGGAUUCAAGCUAGAGAUCUUCAUGCCUUAA